Messenger RNA from Hordeum vulgare subsp. vulgare (domesticated barley), 507 nucleotides. RefSeq names its product 40S ribosomal protein S30. The transcript has 2 exons. The record is from RefSeq and is a predicted model, not a curated record. Gene Ontology annotation, cellular component: cytosolic small ribosomal subunit; ribosome. Bases 106 to 294 code for a protein of 62 amino acids. Lineage: Eukaryota; Viridiplantae; Streptophyta; Magnoliopsida; Poales; Poaceae. Gene Ontology annotation, biological process: translation. Gene Ontology annotation, molecular function: structural constituent of ribosome.
GUUCCCCUUCUCCCUCCACAACCGCCGCCGCCCCCAACCCUCGCGCACCCGCCCUCAAGACCUCCUACACCGCCGCCGUUCCGCAGCCCCACCGCCGCCGUCGACAUGGGUAAGGUGCACGGAUCGCUGGCCCGUGCCGGGAAGGUGCGCGGGCAGACGCCCAAGGUGGCGAAGCAGGACAAGAAGAAGCAGCCCCGCGGCCGCGCACACAAGAGGAUCCAGUACAACCGCCGCUUCGUCACCGCCGUCGUCGGCUUCGGCAAGAAGCGCGGCCCCAACUCCUCCGAGAAGUAGGCGCGCCGAGAAAUAAAAAAGGCUCUUCCCCUGCGCUGGUUUCCUCUCUCGUUUGAUGUUGGAAGAGACGUUACUUACGUUCAUACUCAAUUGUUAAAGUAUGCAUCUUUUGCUUAGCUGAAGGAUCUGGGAUAUUUGUGUUAUGAGUAUGAUGCAUGUUUGGCUUAGUUGAAGAAUAUCAGAUAUUGUGGCAUGAGUGAGUUCUUUGCUUAA